Molecule: messenger RNA, 506 nt
Organism: Caenorhabditis angaria
Lineage: Eukaryota; Metazoa; Nematoda; Chromadorea; Rhabditida; Rhabditidae
Source: the annotation of a GenBank genome assembly
AUGUUCAAUUUAUCGAAAAAUUUGGAUCAAAGAAUUGAGUGGGUUCGAUUUUUUUAUUUCGAAAAAAAAACAUUUUUUAACUUCAGAGAAGUUUAUCGACCAAGUCUUCUGGAAAAUUAUAGAAUUUUGGAGAGAAAACAGCAAAUUUGCGAGGAAUAUUCGAAAUUGAUUUUUAGUUGUGAGAAAUUGAUGGCUGGCACGGAAAAUGGCGAAAAAAUCGAGGCGAAAACCGAAGUUGGUAUGAAGAUUUAUGUCAAUGUUGAAGUGUGAGUGGAGAAUUUUCCCGCCUGAUUCAAUUUUUUUUGCCUUUUUCCAGUCGAGACCCUCGCCACGUCAUAGUCAAUCUUGGCGAUGAUAUUUAUGCCAAACUGCCACUCGAAAAAGCUGUCGAAUUUUCAAAAUCCAAAAUUGAGCGACUGAAAAAUGAGAUGUCUGAAAUUCAGACGAGGAUAAAUGGAUUGAACUCGCAAAUUAAUAUUAUGUUGUCUCAAAUUACGGUGGAAUAA